UUUGGAUGAGGGAUGAGUGGAGACUGGGGCUGUGUAAACAAAGCUUCACUCACUUGAUCGAUGCACAUGAGCUAGCAGUUCAUGUACCUCAACACAGAGAGCAGUUCAACUCCGGACAUUUCACAGUGCACCCCCUGGUAGUGACAGAAGUAAACAGGUGCUGACAGUAUUUUUCUGCCCUACAGAUGAAGGGUUAGCAGGAGAAGCUGUCCCAGGCUGACAUCUCCAGCAAGUGUUUUAGUCCCCCAGCUACACACACAUACAAAAAACAUCAAAUGUCUUCAGGGACCAAAUCCAGGGAAGCUCCUAUCAAUUUUCAGUGAUUGAGAGUCAAAGAUCUUGGACAAAACACAUGAAACAUGUAGCGGCUCACAUCUGAUGUUUGAUUGAGUACAGAUACGGCUGCUGGAAGCUGUGAUUAGGCUGGGGAGGGGUAACUGGAGUGAUGGUUGCCGCUACUAGUUCACUCAAGGACAUUUCCUCACCAGAACGUUUGGUGCAAGUGUUGUAGAGGAGGAGUGUUCACCAGACUUAAAAUCAAAUCUUUUAAAUGGUGAAGAGUGUCUACUUAAAACUGGCUUGAAACUUGGCAGAAUACACAUUUAUCUGGAAUAUAUUUCCAGAAACCAGAUAGAAAAAGAGACAGAAAAACAUCAGACUUCACGUACAUUGUCACUGUAUCUUAUUGUGAUAUGAUCUCAAUUCAGCCUACAGCAGCGUUCCAGAUCAAGAUAUGUUCUCAGGAUUCUUCUUGAAGGUAGAUAUAGUUCAAACUACCAGCGGAAAAAAUUAUUACUACACCUAGAAGACAGGUUGAGAUUAUAAUAGAUUCCUCCCCAUGUUUUCAAGUGACCACGAUGCGGCUAUCCCUUGUCUACAAACUGGUGCUGCCCGGUCUUUUGGUCCUAUACACAGGUGUCAUGUUAGGAUUACACCUGGGUCUUCUACAGAGGGCGGUGGUGGUCGCCAAUGACAACCAACAGUUCCUUCAACAACUCCUGCCAGAGAACUCCAAAGAAAUGGAACCAGUAUACAGGCAUGAAAGCCAUUUUGGUGUGUACAACCAGAAAGACAGAAGACCUCUAAAUGACCUUCAGUCAUACAGGAAGGUCGAACAAGAAAGACAGACUCUAAAGUUGAUGGAGAGUUCUGAUGGUGGUGGGACGCUGCAAACAAAAAGUUCGACAAGUGUUGGAAAUAUCUCCGUUUUUUCUGUUUACUAUGAUAAUAGGCCAACCCUGAAAAAUGGACAGCCAUGUAUGAGGAUAAUCGCACUAAAGCGCUUUAAUAGUGUCGAGAGUUUGAUAUGUCAUUUUAAUUACGGACAUAACACCUGGUUGAAGGUACAUGCUCACAGCUACGAGAUGUGUGAAAACCACGGGAGAUAUUACGGAGGAUGGAUAUUUUCAUGUGAAAUUCCUGAGGAAAUUCUAAACAACACUGUGUUAGAAAAAUUAACUGUGUUAUCGAUUUCAAGUACUUUCCACCCAGAAAAACAAGUUAAAUUAAAAAUAACUGCAAUUACAUUUAAAGAAUCAUUUGAAAAAUCAUCUAGCAGUGUAACCAUUCCAUCAAGUAUACAUUCCCAUUUAAAAUUUGAAAAUUCACAAAAACAGAAAUUUGGUCUUUGCCUUCCUCCAAUAUUUGGUGAUAUUUCGCUAUCUUUAUUAAUUCAAUUCAUAGAACUAUCAAAAAUUUUAGGUUCAUCUCAUCUUACAUUUUAUAUAUAUGACAUAUCAGAUGCUGUAGAGAAAUUAUUGACAUUUUAUGAAGAAGAAGGGGAGGUUACUCUUGUAAAUUGGAAGCUUUCUCCUCAGAUUAACGAAAGAGAAAUCUGGUAUCAUGGCCAAUUACUAGCCAUUCAAGACUGCCUCUACAGACAUAUGGCUGACUUUGAAUAUUUACUUUUUGUUGACCUGGAUGAAUUUCUACUUCCUGUUUAUAAUUAUACGUGGUCUGACAUGGUGCAUUUUUUACGAAAUUUUGAAUCCGAAUCAAAUAAUGUUGCAGGAUUUUCUUUCAAAAGUGCUUUUUUUGACCCUAAACAGGUGCCUGAUCCUUCCCAGCAGCUCACAUUCCUUCAGCUAUUACUGAGAAAUAAAGUCCUUAGCUCUGUCAGAACAAAACUAAUGGUAGCUCCACAGAAAAUAUUUGAGUUAGGGAUCCAUCACGUUAGUAAAACAAUACACAAAGAUAUGAGAAUCUUGGAGGUGGAUCCAGGCAUAGCUAAGAUUCACCAUUACAGACCAUGCAUCAUCAAUUACGAACCAGACAUGAAAUGCUAUUCGGAGGAACGUGAUGAAACAAUACUCAAAUAUGCAACCAAUUUGGUAGAAAAUUACCAGACCAUUAUUCGAGAGACUCUUGAUCUAUUCGUGCCAGACAGGUGAGUGGGCCAAACACAGAUAAUGUUGGCAGACAUAUCGGACAUAAUAUGAUACAAAGGUGUGUCAAAUAUUCUCAUCUCUAAAAUAACCGAAAAUUUACAUUGCUGUAGAAUACAUUUUGCUAUGUGGCCCUUGUAAUGCUAAUAAAUAUCAUGUGAUAU
Molecule: messenger RNA, 2548 nt
Organism: Mizuhopecten yessoensis (Yesso scallop)
Lineage: Eukaryota; Metazoa; Mollusca; Bivalvia; Pectinida; Pectinidae
Product: beta-1,4-galactosyltransferase galt-1-like
Exons: 2
Coding region: 858-2390 (510 amino acids)
Source: RefSeq, a predicted model, not a curated record